Molecule: messenger RNA, 690 nt
Organism: Protobothrops mucrosquamatus (brown spotted pit viper)
Lineage: Eukaryota; Metazoa; Chordata; Lepidosauria; Squamata; Viperidae
Product: zinc finger protein 501-like
Exons: 3
Biological process (GO): regulation of transcription by RNA polymerase II
Molecular function (GO): RNA polymerase II cis-regulatory region sequence-specific DNA binding; DNA-binding transcription factor activity, RNA polymerase II-specific
Source: RefSeq, a predicted model, not a curated record
AGAAUCCACAAGAAAUAUGAAUGCCCGGAAUGUGAAAAACCCUUCAAAAGAAUUGACCAUUUUCAAAGCCAUCUAAGAAUCCACUUGCGAGAAAAGAAAGGAGAAAAGAAAUAUGAAUGCCCGGAAUGUGGAAAAACCUUCAGAAGAAUUGACCAUUUUCAAAGCCAUCUAAGAAUCCACUCCGGAGAAAAGAAAUACGAAUGCACAGAGUGUAAAAAAUCCUUCAACUCAAAUGGAGAUCUUGAAAAGCAUCUAAGAAUCCACACAGGAGAAAAACCUUAUCAAUGCGUGGAAUGUGGAAAGAGCUUCGAAAAACCAUAUAAAUGCCUUGAGUGUGGAAAGUCCUUCAGUCAGAGCAGAAGCCUUUGUGCACAUCAAAGGAUCCACAUAGGAGAGAAACAGCAUAAACACUUGAGGUGUGGAAAGGGCUUCAAUGAGAGGAGAACAGACAGACGACUCAGCAAUCUCCAAAGAAUUUUCCAGGGAGAAAAGAAAUAUCAAUGCACAGAAUGUGAAAAAUCUUUCAAAACUAAUAGAGAUGAGAAAAAAUCAUAUAAAUGCCUUGAGUGUGGAAAGAGCUUUACCGACGGUUCACACCUUCAUCGACAUCAAAAGAUUCAGAAGGGGGGGAUGCUAAAUAUGCUUAAGUGUGGAAAGACCUUAAGUCAUGAUACAUGUCUAAGUAAUUGA